This is a messenger RNA of Magnolia sinica, 1578 nucleotides long. RefSeq lists its product as uncharacterized. The record is from RefSeq and is a predicted model, not a curated record. Gene Ontology annotation, biological process: tRNA pseudouridine synthesis. Gene Ontology annotation, molecular function: RNA binding; pseudouridine synthase activity. The coding region runs from base 451 to 1503 and encodes 350 amino acids. Lineage: Eukaryota; Viridiplantae; Streptophyta; Magnoliopsida; Magnoliales; Magnoliaceae. The transcript has 6 exons.
GCCUGAUACAAAACUUUUAAAGCCUUAUGAAUGUUUCAAGGGUGCUCACUGAUUAUACACUGUUUCCUCUCGUGUGGUCCACUUGAGUGUUGGUUCCAGCUCAUUUUUUGCCUAAUAUUUUGAAAUAAUCUCGAAACACGGAUGGACGGAGUGGAUUUUUCACAAACAUCUCUGUGGACCCCACCCAGCAUCCUCGCAAUUAUACACGCCUCUCUAAUUCUUGCAAGUGGGAUCCACGGCUCGGUAAUCCACACCAUUGCUCAGUUCAAUCUCAGAUCGGAAUAUCCCAGAGAUCACUGUCAGGGUGUCCUUUCGUUUGAACGUUAGACAUUGUUACAUCCAUAUGAGACAGAUCCACGAUCAACAGUCAUCUACGGUGGGAUACAACAAACCGACGGUUUGGAUUACGAAAAAAGUGGCCCCACUCGUCAGAAUUUCGACCCCAAAUGUAUGAUGAGUAGAAGAAGUGCAGGGCAUCUGUUUGAUAUAAUUCCUCGCCGACUCUGUCUAUUUUUCUGCCUUGUUCGCUCCCGCAGCGGAAAACGUGAAAUGGCUAACGCCGUCGUUGGUUUCCCUUCUCAGAACUCCUUUCCUCCCUCAAAUCCCUCACAGCACCCGAGUGGGACCGAGGACCCGAGCCAUCCUGAAAAGCUCAAGCUUCCGAGCUACAAAUGGCGCUUGGUUAUAGCAUACGACGGCACCAAUUUCUCAGGAUGGCAGUAUCAAGAAUCAACACCAACCAUACAAUGCAUUAUCACAAAAGCCUUAAUGCGCAUUACAAAGCUAGAAAGACAUGAACUUUGUUUGGCUGGUGCGAGUAGGACAGACAGUGGAGUUCAUGCCUGGGGUCAGGUGGCACACUUUCUUACACCUUUCUCCUAUGACAGCUUGGACAGUCUUCAUGCAGCACUUGGUGGACUUCUUCCUUCUGAAAUUCGAGUUAGAGAGAUAAGUCCAGCACGGCCCGAAUUUCAUGCCCGCUUUUCCACAGAGAGCAAGAUUUAUCACUACAAGAUAUAUAAUGGCCCUAUCAUGGAUCCGUUCCAGUGCCGCUAUGCUUACCACAGCACUUAUAAUCUCAAUGCUGCUGCUAUGAAGGAAGCUGCAAAACAUUUCGUCGGGAAGCAUGAUUUCUCUGCUUUUGCUAAUGCAACAACUGAUGAUAGACCACGAGAUCCUAUAAAGGAUAUUUCCCGGUUCGAUGUGGUUGAAUUGGGUGCAGUUUUGCAGCUUGAGGUUGAAGGCUCCGGUUUUCUGUACAAACAAGUAGGUCUGUUGAUUCAAAUAGGAAGGGAAGCACUUCCUCCUUAUAUUGUCCCCGAUAUGAUAGCUACACGGGAUCGCAGAGAACUUGCAAAGUUCACCUUGACAGCUCCACCUCAUGGACUCUGUCUUAUGUCUGUCAAGUACAACCAAGAAAUCCUACAGCCUCCACUAGGUAGCCUGCCGAUCAGUUAUGGUAGGCAUCAUUCUGUAAGUAAAUGUAAGCUUCCAUUUUACUGAUACCAUGGCCAUACAUGCAAAUUUCAAUUGCUAUUUUCUCCUUACGAGAAAUGUGAAUGGGUUUUAUUUAGUGUC